Messenger RNA from Cornus florida, 2618 nucleotides. RefSeq names its product coronatine-insensitive protein 1-like. Lineage: Eukaryota; Viridiplantae; Streptophyta; Magnoliopsida; Cornales; Cornaceae. Bases 655 to 2430 code for a protein of 591 amino acids. Gene Ontology annotation, biological process: SCF-dependent proteasomal ubiquitin-dependent protein catabolic process. The transcript has 3 exons. The record is from RefSeq and is a predicted model, not a curated record. Gene Ontology annotation, cellular component: SCF ubiquitin ligase complex.
CAAAUCCCUGGUUUUCCCUAUCCCAACCAUGACCUUAUGGUAGCGUUGGUCGCAAGUGAUUGGUUACACUUUCAUUUCUUUAGUCGUUUCCUCCGUCAGCCCCUCUCUCUCUCCUCUCUCUCUUCCCUUUCUAUUUCCGUUGGAGCUGUAAACAGAAACCGAGACGGAACAAAACCCCACCAUCCACUCCUCUGAUCCGCUCCUCUAUCCCCCAUAGAUACUGUUGCAACUGUCGCCGUCUGAUUGACAUCAAUCUUCACCGUUUGAUACGAUUUCCUCGUGUGUAUAAACUCUCCUCCUCUGCAUCGGUUGAGGACGAUGACGAUGUGCUUAGCCGAGCUCAAUAUUGGAUGCACACUUACUCUCCCGUUCGUCGAUUUGGUGUUCUUUUGAGCACAAACUUCGUCAUAGUCUCGCCAAUUACCGAUCCGAUUCGGUUGUGUGUCGUGCUCGCAAACCGCCAAAAGUUUCAAACUUUGUCUUAGAUCGAAGCACAACUCUGUUCUUCAUCGUUUAAUUUUGCAAGUCAUCGAAGUUCUGUUCAGUGGUUUGAAUCUGAUCGUUUUAUGUUUUGAUACUCAAUUUCGGUGUGUUCAGUCUUCGAUCGACCUUUGAAGUUAGAGCUCUGUUUGUUGUGUGUGCGAGAAAAUAGCUAUGGAAGAUCGAAAGUCGAAUAAGUGGAGUAUAGGAAUGCCAGAUACAAUAUUCGGACUCGUGAUUGAGCACAUAGUCGAUUCGCGUGACCGGGACGCGGUCUCUCUGGUGUGCAGGAGAUGGUACGAGAUCGAUGCGCUGACUCGCAAACACAUUACGAUCGCCUUGUGUUACACCACCACUCCGAGGCGGCUCCAGCGGAGGUUUCAGCAACUUCGGUCGCUCAAAUUGAAGGGGAAGCCACGAGCGGCGAUGUUCAAUUUGAUACCGGAGGAUUGGGGAGGGUUUGUGACUCCAUGGGUUGAAGAAAUUGCCAAGUCUUUUAGUUGCUUGGAGUCGCUUCACUUCCGGCGGAUGAUUGUGAAGGACUCUGAUCUUGAAUUGCUUGCUCAAUCGCGUGGCCAUGCUUUAAAAGUGCUUAAGCUCGAUAAGUGCUCCGGUUUUUCCACAGAUGGACUUUUACAUAUCACUCGCUUGUGCAGGAAGUUAAAGACCUUGUUUCUGGAAGAGAGCAGUGUCGAUGAGAAAGAUGGGGAGUGGCUACAUGAGCUUAGUUUGAACAACACAGUUCUUGAAACAUUGAACUUUUACAUGGCUGAUCUUGCAAAAGUCAGAUUCCAAGACCUUGAAGUGAUAGCUAGAAAUUGUCGCUCUUUAGUGUCGAUGAAGAUUAGUGAUUGUGAAAUUCUGGACCUCGCUGGUUUCUUUCGGGCAGCAGGUGUGCUAGAAGAGUUUGCUGGGGGUUCCUUCAAUGAGCAACCAGAAAAAUAUUCUACCGUUUCACUUCCCCCAAGAUUAUGUUGUUUGGGUCUAACAUACAUGGGGAAGAAUGAAAUGACCAUUGUAUUCCCCUUUGCAUCCCUACUGAGAAAAUUGGAUCUGCUCUAUGCUCUACUCGAUACAGAGGAUCACUGUCUCUUAAUUGAAAGGUGCCCUAACUUAGAAGUUCUUGAGACGAGGAAUGUCAUUGGGGAUAGAGGAUUGGAAGUUCUUGCUCGGUAUUGCAAGAGAUUAAAGAGGCUUAGGAUUGAGCGAGGUGCUGAUGAACAGGGAAUGGAGGAAGAGGGAGGAUUAGUUUCACAGAGAGGAAUAAUUGCUUUGGCGCAGGGCUGCCUUGAACUGGAAUAUUUAGCUGUAUACGUGUCUGAUAUCACAAACGCAUCUUUGGAAUGUAUUGGCAGAUACAUGAAAAACCUAUGUGAUUUUCGCCUGGUCUUACUGGAUCAAGAAGAAAGGAUAACGGAUUUACCUCUUGACAAUGGAGUUCGAGCUCUACUAAGAGGCUGCAAGCUUAGAAGGUUUGCUCUGUAUCUUCGGCCUGGGGGCCUGACUGAUGUGGGUCUCAGUUAUAUCGGGCAGCACAGCGACAACAUUAGAUGGAUGCUUCUGGGUUAUGUUGGGGAAACUGAUGAAGGGCUUCUGGCGUUCUCUAGAGGCUGUCCAAGCUUACAAAAGCUAGAAAUGAGGGGUUGUUGCUUCAGUGAACGUGCACUCGCUUUUGCUGUAUUGCAGCUAACUUCUCUCAGAUAUUUGUGGGUGCAAGGGUAUCGAGCAACAUCUGCAACGGGUUGUGAUCUCUUAGCCAUGGCUCGCCCAUAUUGGAAUAUUGAGUUAAUACCUUCAAGGCAAGUUGUAGUUGCCGAUCCUCAUGGAGAAGCUGUAGUUGUUGAGAAUCCUGCCCAUAUACUAGCAUAUUACUCCCUUGCCGGACAAAGAGAAGAUUUUCCAGAUACCGUUUGCCCUCUGCUGCCCCCAUCUUCCCUUCUUACUUCGUAGAUCUGUAUAUAUUCUUUUCCCGACAGUUCCCUUCUUUCCUCUGUUACAUGUGCUCUGUCCUGUUAAUAGGUUCUUGUAUCUUUUCUUUUUGGUAUAAGGGUUUUUUUUUCUUUUUCUUUCAUUUUAAAUUAUAGUUAAAACCUAUUUCUAAACUCUUUUGCUAAAAUAAGUUUUUUUGUUGUCUGUAA